AAGGAUCAAAAUAUUAGAAGGACUAAAAGUACUAAUACUAAACUUUUGCUAAAAAGUCAAUUUUUUCCUCUUCAUCACAUUAGUAGUGAUUUUUUUUUCUCCACUCCUUCCCUUUGCUCCGCCGCAGUUUCUCUGCCACCGCCGUAAGCUCCGCCACUGUAUUUCCUCCGCCGCUGGAUUUCACUGAGGAAUAUAGUAAUUAAUGGCGCGCAUAGGUUGCUUAUAGAUGCAGAAGCAGAUGGAUGGAAACGAUCUGAUUUUCCGAUUAUAUCUGAGUCUUGUCUCGGGGACAGUCCCUAUGUGCGAAUGGCCAGAGCAGGGAUUGAUUAUGAAUCUUCAUAUGGAAAAGUCCGUGCAAAUGACAUUGAAGCUCCAAAGAACCACUCCAUACUACAAGAGAAAUCAGGCACAUGUUUGCAGUUUCUAUAUACGUGGUCAAUGCGAGUGUCCUUAUAGGCACGAAAUGCCAGAGACUGGGGAGUUGUCACAGCCAAACAUUAAGGACCGUUACUAUGGACAAGCAGAUUAUGACAAGGAGUGCAAGAUAUGCACACGACCCUUAUGCAGCAAGUUGAAGAAUGUUUGUCAAGUUUGUCAUUUGGAUCUUGAGUAUGGUUUGCCAGUUCUGGUCUGAGACACUGCUCUCAGUAUCAGUUCUAAUGAUGCAAUCCCCAAGAGAGACGUUAAUAGAGAAUAUAUUUCGCAGAGGAGCAUGACCCUAGGGUGUGUGAAGUUUCAAUUGGAAGUGUUGCACCAAUUUUUUUGAAAAUGAUGAUUCUUUGAUGUUAGACCCGUCAACGGGCCUUUGCAUAUAUAGGACGGAUACACAUUUAAUUUAUAACUUUUCAGUUCUUGUACACAAGUUUGUAAUUAUGAUUCAAGUAUGGUAACAUAAAGAUAACUUUUG
Messenger RNA from Solanum tuberosum (potato), 907 nucleotides. RefSeq names its product zinc finger CCCH domain-containing protein 4-like. Gene Ontology annotation, cellular component: U2-type catalytic step 2 spliceosome; Prp19 complex; U2-type catalytic step 1 spliceosome. The transcript has 4 exons. Gene Ontology annotation, molecular function: U6 snRNA binding; pre-mRNA binding. The record is from RefSeq and is a predicted model, not a curated record. Bases 227 to 634 code for a protein of 135 amino acids. NCBI's taxonomy places the organism in Eukaryota, Viridiplantae, Streptophyta, Magnoliopsida, Solanales, Solanaceae.